Messenger RNA from Phialemonium atrogriseum, 1765 nucleotides. RefSeq lists its product as uncharacterized. The record is from RefSeq and is a predicted model, not a curated record. Bases 397 to 1332 code for a protein of 311 amino acids. Lineage: Eukaryota; Fungi; Ascomycota; Sordariomycetes; Cephalothecales; Cephalothecaceae. The transcript has a single exon.
AGGGUUGCGAUGGUUUGACUAGGUUGUUACGAUAAUUUCGCUCUGGGACCAAAAUAUACCACGAGAUUUGAUUUGACCAGGGAGUCAUGAUACUCGUAACUCAGUGGGAAAAGUGUAAUUUACACUUGGCCGUAAAGCAUGAAAAAUGAUAAAGAGUGUUGCUCUCCCACCCUUGGACCUUCCUCCCAGUGAUCGCACCUUCCUUCGUCUACUUCAAGGAGAAAUCUGACCAAACGACGACUUCCACAAUCGCAAGAGACAACAACUUUGCCAGUAGUAAGAGACAGCAACCUAAAACAAAUCAUCAAGAUCACCUCCAGCAAAUUUAGUACUAUCUGUUCCCACGCGAUAGCUUUCUAGCUCGGGAACCAGCAAGAGCAGCAGUAUUGGCUCGCAAUGGACAGCAACCCUCUCGCCAACGACGGGUUCUCCUCGCCACCAGUGGCCCCCGGGGAGAUAACGUCUCAAACUCAUCGGCUAGAAGGAUGGGGAGACGAAUAUACCAUGGACUGGAACCCACAGACUUCACACGACACGGCGGUAUCCAGUCCGAUCUCUCAGCCAGCUCAUGUCCAAACCGACAAGGACCUAACCCCCUUGUCUCAAGCCAACAACGAUCAAGGCUGGAUUCCUGGCAUGGGCGGCCAGUCGAUCUACGAUGGUUGUUUCUAUGAAGGAAUCAACUUGAAUCCAGCCAGCUAUGGCUUUGGCAACAGCAGCGGCAACAUGUACACAGGCAGCAUGGUGUUUGACAAUACCGACACGUUUGCAGCCGGCAUGUUUUUCGACAACGACAUCAGCAGCACCUACACAGCUGGUGGAACUACCGACCUCCCUAUCAUGUAUCUAGACGGCGGACUUUACAACACCAUGGGUGCAUACAAUGCUAUGUGCACAAGCGACAUGGUGUUUGACAGCAACCUGCCUGAAGGUACAGACAUUGGCAACGACAUGCUUACACCAGGUCUUGUCCUCGACAACGACAUGUCUAUGCAAGGCCUUGUCUUUGGCAACGACAUGCUUGCACCGGGUCUUGUCUUCGACAACGACAUGUCAGCACAGGGUCUUGUCUUUGGCAACGACAUGUUAGCACAAGGCCAGGAACAGCAGCAAUUCCCGCAGGAAACGCUCACCCAAGCCAUCAACAGGGUGCUCCAGACGAGACUAGCGGUGAAGGAGAGGGGGCGGUACCCAAGCCGCUAUAACAAGGUCUUCCCAAGGCCGCGCGGUGCCAUCCAUGGCCCCUCGAAGCUGAGGACGAUGUGGCGUGUUGGCGAGCCGCAGUGGAUGGAUGAGGAAAUGGCGCAGUGGUUGGAAGACUUCUCCCCGUAGGGGGGUUGGAGGUUGCUGUGUACCGUCAUCUGUCAAUUGUUGUCCUGGACACGGGAGACGCUAUCUUUGUCAUCCUGGGAAUGGCUGGCCCAGUCCGUCAAGGGGGUAAUACAGGGAACGACGAGUGAGCUAGAAUAUAAAUUAUGUCCUUUGAUUGGGAUAAAAUCCACCCCGAUCAAGUUGUCUCCGUUUCGCCGUGGUUCCAAUGGGCUUGGCUUGUCAUUUUAGAACCGAUUCAAUUUCCCCCAAUGAUGCCACCCUAUGCACUCGAUGACCCCGUAUAAGACUCCUUGCUGUUGACAUUGUUGAACACCAACCCGGGAUGGCCAAUGCACAGCAAAAAGGUAGCCGCGAUGACGAACCUGUUACAAACACCGAGUCAGUACGGGGCGGAGGGCCCAAAAAGGAGCAAAAAUAAAGACUUGUCGUGGAU